Andrographis paniculata is the source of this 1902-nucleotide messenger RNA. RefSeq lists its product as uncharacterized. The record is from RefSeq and is a predicted model, not a curated record. The transcript is spliced from 3 exons. The coding region runs from base 1 to 1902 and encodes 633 amino acids. Lineage: Eukaryota; Viridiplantae; Streptophyta; Magnoliopsida; Lamiales; Acanthaceae.
AUGCAUUCGGACCACGCCCCGCUCUUGGUCCGGUUCUCGCAUGAACGACACCGCCUUGCCUCUGCAUUCCGGUUUCAGAACAUGUGGACUAGACACCACACUUUUCAGGACCACGUCCGCCAGAGUUGGGUUGUCCCGACGGGCACCACCGGUCUCCUCAACCUGCGAUUGAAACUCGGACGCCUCAAGCAGGCUCUGAAGUGGUGGAACAAACAGGUAUUUCGUAAUGUUUUUCAGGUGCCAGCGGCAGCAGAAAAAGACGCCGAGGAGUGCGAAGCGGACUUCGAUCGGGAUCCCUCUGAUGCCAACCUCCUCCGUCGUCAGCGUAGUGCUGCGGCUUUGACGCAUGCGAUUGCACUGGAGGAGGCUUUCUGGAAACAAAAAGCCGCCUGUCGGUGGGCGGUUGAGGGAGAACGGAAUUCCCGUAUGUUCCACUCCAUGGUGAAGGAACGACGCCGGCGGGCGACAAUCUUCUCGAUGGCAGAUGGUGCUCGUACCCUCACUGAUCACUCUGAUAUUAAGCAGUCAGUCAUUACCUAUUUCUCUGGGAUGUUGGGACAGCCUGAUGAUGCCGACACCUCGGGAAUGGAUGCCUUGGCGGACCCACCGCCCCAGGUUCCGCCGGCCGAGUGCACUCGGUUGCUUGAGCCGCCUACACUUGCGGAGAUUCGUGCUGUGGUCUUCUCGAUUGAUCAGGAUAGUGUGGCUGGCCCCGAUGGCUUCUCUGCCGCUUUCUACCAGAAAUGUUGGGAGAUUAUUCGGGAGGAUGUGUUUGCUGCUGUCCUGGAAUUCUUUUCGGGAGCUCCCCUCCUGAAGUUCUAUACAGCGACGACUCUUGUGCUUAUCCCCAAGAAGGAGGGGCCACUUGCAUGGGCUGAUUAUCGGCCUAUCAGCCUCUGUAAUGUCAGUAGUAAGAUCUUCACAAAGCUUCUUACCACGCGCCUUAGCCCUCUACUGCCGCAGCUCCUGUCACCGCACCAGAGCGGCUUUGUCAAAGGCCGCGCGAUUGCGGACAAUAUCCUGUUAGCAUCGGAAAUGGUCCAUGAUCUUAAUCUGAGAGGGGACUCGCACAAUUUAUUGCUGAAAUUGGACCUUAACAAGGCAUAUGAUCGGGUGUCAUGGCGGUUCUUGCGGCACGCCCUUUCCAGGUUCGAUCUCUUAUCACGAGGCUUGGAGCGCCUCUACAGCCGUUUUCCGGAUCUGUACUAUCGGUGUCGUGGUCGGUUCCGGCUGAUGCACCUAGCCUACGCGGAUGAUGUCCUCAUAUUCGCUAAUACAUGUGGCAAUCGCAUUAGCCUUCUGACGGACUUUCUGACGACUUACGCACGGAUUACUGGUCAGAAGGUGAAUUGUCAGAAGAGUCAGCUUGUUUUCAGCCGCCAGUGCCCGGAGAGUGUACAACGGCUGCUCCAAUCGGUGACUGGUUUUGGCGCGGCUGAACAUCCCCUCACGUACUUUGCCCUCCCCAGACGGUACUUCACUCCGUGGAGCAGCUAUUUGCUCGUUUUUUCUGGGGCUCUUAUCACGGGCACCGUCGCCGCCAUUGGAUCUCCUGGGUGGAUAUUGCACGGCCUCAGGAGGAGGGUGGACUUGGCAUUCGCCGCCUUGCCGAUAUGGUCCGGGCUUUCUCUUUUAAACUGUGGUGGCGACUCAGAGAUGGCUCCUCCCUUUGGGCUCGCGCGCUUCAACAGAAAUAUUUUCGUAAUUCCUUUCCAGGACUUGCACCCUGCCGAAGCUACGACAGCGCGGUUUGGAAACGCCUCUGCCAGGUUCGAGACGAGGCACAGACUCAGAUCACUUGGAAUUUGGGGCGUGGGGACUGCUUCUUUUGGUAUGAUACUUGGUGUGGAGAUCGUCCUCUAUGCACUGACCGCCAGGACCGCCCUCCGCCGAUACGGGUGA